This is a messenger RNA of Misgurnus anguillicaudatus (oriental weatherfish), 7372 nucleotides long. It is a transcript of the gene cecr2, whose product is annotated as CECR2 histone acetyl-lysine reader. NCBI's taxonomy places the organism in Eukaryota, Metazoa, Chordata, Actinopteri, Cypriniformes, Cobitidae. Gene Ontology annotation, cellular component: CERF complex. Gene Ontology annotation, molecular function: protein binding. Gene Ontology annotation, biological process: single fertilization; chromatin remodeling. The record is from RefSeq and is a predicted model, not a curated record.
UGCGGACUGAAACAGAUUGUAAGACUCUACGGGUCGCAAUGGCUACUACACCGCAAGGACAACAAGUUUUGCUUUUCAGUUAAAAAAGUCCUUUAUGAGGAACAUACUUGACGGCUUUGACGAAACCACACUUUCUAAUGUGAGACACUCGUUGGACGACAUAAAAAUGUCACAGGGAUGUAUAACUACUGUGGAGGAGAUCCAGUCUUGGUGGGAAGUCCCCGCCAUAGCGCACUUCUGCUCACUCUUCAGGACGGCGUUUAAUUUACCAGACUUUGAAAUUGAGGAACUCGAGCAAGCACUACUGAAUCAAGACCAAAACUUUCUCUCAGACCUCCUCUGUUCCCUGCUCCAAGGAUGUUAUCAGCGCAGAGACAUCACGAUCGAGUCUUUUAGCAGUUACCUGGAAGACAUUAUCAAUUACCGUUGGGAACUGGAAGAAGGCAAGCCCAACCCACUGAAGGAGCACUCAUUUGAGGUGCUACCACCUCGCACACAGGUGGAGCUCUUGCACAGACUCUGUGACUAUCGUCUUGAUGCUGCUGAUGUCUUCGAUCGGCUUAAGGGCUUGGAUGCUGACAGUUUACGUGUUGAGCCUUUCGGGCAAGACGGGACCGGAGCCCUCUACUGGUACUUUUAUGGUACACGGCUGUACAAAGAGGAGCCAAUCCAAACACUGUCUUCACAAUACAGUGAGACGUAUGUGCCUGAGAAAAAAAGAAGAGGGAGGCCACCAAAGAAGAAGCUUGAGGAUAUACUGUCAACGGAGGAGGCAGAGGAGGAGGAGGAAGAGAGAGAGGAGUCUGUGAAGGGAGAUGAUGAGAGCAUUGAAGAGUUUAAAUAUGAUAAAGAGCAACCCCGUGGGGCCUGGUCUCUGGCGUGUGACACAGAGGAGCAAUGGACUAGUCUGGCCGAGAGUAUUAAAGACAAAAUCUCCCCCCAGGACCGGCACCUGCACCGCAUCAUCACUCAGAACUUCCUGCCCGAGAUCAGUAACAUGAUCGAGCACAAGGAGAAAGAGAUGAAACAGAAGCUACUGAAUUCCCAACUGGAACGUGAUGGCUACACUGUGCAAAACAGCCAGGAGAAUGCGACCAAUGGUACAAAUGAGAUGGACCAAAAGCAGAGAGAGGAAGACCUGCAUAGGCAAGCGCUUCUCGCUGAGCAACGGCAUGAAGAAGAGAGGCUGCUCCAGGAGGAACGGGAGAGAGAGGAACAAGAGAGAGUUAAAGCUGCAGAGGAGCGUGCACGUAGAAGAAAGCAGCGAGAAGAAAAGGCUUGGUUGCUCUCCCAAGGGAAAGACCUUCCUCCUGAGUUGCUUAAUAUUGAGACUGAUUCACCUGUUCGCAGAGCACGCCGCACUAAAGCGUUUUAUGAGAUAGAUGAUGAUUACACCGGUCUCUACAAAGUGUUAGAUGCCCUCAAAGCUCACAAAGAUGCUUGGCCAUUUUUGGAGCCUGUUGAUGAAUCUUACGCCCCCAACUAUAAUGAAAUAAUACAGACUCCAAUGGACCUGUCCACUAUUGAGAAAAAACUGAAUGAUGGGGAAUAUAUGGCCAAGGAUGAGUUUGUGGCGGAUGUAAAACUAAUGUUUGAGAACUGUCUGGAGUACAAUGGAGAGGAGAGUGAAUACACAGUAAUGGCCGAGUCGUUGGAACGCUGCUUUAGCCGAGCCUUACUGAAGCAUUUUCCCUCUGAGGAUGGCGAUACAGAUGAGGAGUUUCAUGUGAGCAGUGAAGACCGUGACUGUAAGAAGAAAAAGAACAAAAGUCAUAGACAGUCUGGACCCGAUAGCUUGAUCAGAGCUGCAGAACAAGCUCAAAAACGAAAAUCUACCAGCAAUGGCAAAGGAAAUGAUCUAAACCAAGACCAAGUCAGAUUUGCUUUACAACCCCCUCCUUCACACUACAGCAAUGGCCCAGCCUAUCACCACAACAUGCAUCCAGGACAUCAACAGGCUGGAAUAUUACAUCCAGCUCAGCAGUUUCAACGGCCUUCCGGUCCUCCAGGUAUGUAUCCGCAGCGUAUGAUGAUUGACCCUCAGUACCCAUACCCUGGGCAAAGACACCUUAUGCCCAGGCCACCAGGGGAUCAUGGAGCUCCGCAUAUGCCGCACUACAACAUGCAGAGUUCGCACAUAAAUGGGCCACAUCUUGGCCCCAGAUACACAUUAGGACCUGAAGUCCGACCACAACCUCCACAUCAGCAGCAUUCCUAUCCUGGACCCACUCAUGGCCCUUCCCUGGGUCCCAGGCCAGUGGCCGGUCAGCCUGGGGGCUUCUGUGCCCCUCCACCUGAGGGCAACAUGUACCCUUCACGCCAACAAUCAGAUGGACAACAAAUGCAGCCUUUGGGGAACAGGUACCCUAUGCCUGGUGUCCCAAUGCAUAAUUCUUACCCUCCGUAUGGCCCUCAUGGCAUGAGCAUGCAAAGGAUGUGGCCACCUAUCAAUCACCAAGGACAGCAGCAGACAUCAGGUGGUCCAAUGGUGCAAGAACAGAGCAUAACUAACCAGCAUCCAUACAAUCAUAGCAUGAUCCGUCCUCCACACAGUUCUGGUUAUGCAAUGGCAAACAAUCAGUAUAGAAUGCCCCCUGUGAAUUCUCAAAGACCACCAGGGGCCCCUCAAGACUCAAGGCCACAUUUGGCAUCCAUGCUUGAUAGUCCAGAGAUGCUUGCUCUUCAGCAGCUCUCUGCCUCAUCUUCCCAUCAUGUUGCAAGCUUCCAGCCAACCCCACAAAGUGGUGGCAACACUUCGAUUUGCGCUGCUCAGGCGUCUCCUGAAAGCAAACUCCUCAGUCCUAGGGAUGGUGUAACAGACAACCAGCACACAGCAAUAUCCCCCAAAGGUUCAAGUCCAAAAUCAGCUGAUCAAUUGUCAACUGGGGAGAUAUCUACUGUGACUGAGCCAGACAGUCGUCCUUAUCUCAAUCAAACAGAAAAGUCUGACCAACCUAAUAACCUACUGCAGAACCCACCUCUACCAGACUGGAGCAGAUCACCACAGAACCAAACUUCACCAGGUACCGCUUCUUCAUCAGUGUUCAGUCCAUGCACGGAAGGUUCUGAUCCGAAUAAACACAAGUCAAGUUUAGAGAUUUCUGAGAACAGCGACCAACCUAAUUCUCAAAAUACAACCCAACUGGCACACCAGAAGCAAAAUCCUGGGGAGGAUUCUUCAAAGGUUUCCAUAAGUGGUCCUCGGCAAGUGCCCCAGAAAACCCCAGAUGAAUUAUCCCAGCACCCUUCUCAACAAAUACAUCCAAAUGUUCAACCACAGUUUAUUCAGAAUGGCUCUCAACGGCAUGUUCCUCCACACAUGUUACAGAGUCUUCCUCCACAAGUAUUGCAGAAUAUAUCUCAGCAGCAGUUCCAUCCAAAUGGCGCACACCAAUUACUUCAAAAUGGACCUGUCAGAGGCCCACAGCCAGGGCCUCUCCAUGGAAUGCCACAGAUACCAUCUCAGGAGGGGCAACCUGGUGUUCAUCAGCCUGCAACCAUCUGUUCUCUGCCUCCUAGCCAUCCUGUAUCGCAUCCACUUGCUCAGCCCUCUCCAGCUGAUCAAGGGGACCAAAGGCCUUGUGAGCCAACCAGUAGAUUAUCAGGUGGUAGCACAGCUUCCCAAGAUAGCACCAAUGCUAACAUAAGAACUGAUCCUGCCAACAGCCUUUACAAACAACAACCCUUCAGUCCAGAGUCACAAACUCCGCUUGGAAGGCAGGGGCCGGGACCACUUCAAAAUCAGACACCUCCUACAGUCUCCCAGGGUUCAGAGAGCAACACCAUGGCCCAAUAUAGUGCAAGUGAGUCAACAAAUCAACACUUUGGCCCACAGAUAGGUAGACCAUUACACCCCUCAAAUCCCCACUCUUACCCAAACCAAGGAUCUACAUCACAGACUACUAACAAUCAUCCAAAUCCUCCCCACUAUGCUGCUUAUCCUCAGCAAGGUGUUCCAUACCAGUAUCGCAUGGCCACACAGCACCCUCAGGGCCACCCCAACAUGUAUCCUCAGUACCAGCAGCAGCAGUUUUAUCAGCAUCACAGGCAUGCCAGACCUAGAUUUCCUGCUGAGGAGUGGUCCAGGCCUUCAUUUCAGCCUCAACACCCAGUGAUGCCUAAUUCUUAUCCGUCACCAUCAGCUGGCACUGUUAAUGGUAGGCAGAAGGACAACACAAUGUCUCCUCAGGGAUCCGAUGGAUCUGGUGGGUGCUUAAUGUCACCAAGUUCUUUACCUGAUGGGUCGCAUAUCAGCACAUUAGAAAACAGAGAGAAUGGCAGCCCUGCCAAGCAGGCAAGAACCGAAGAGCCUUCUCAACGUUCUGAGAGCCCAAAGGAGAUUUUGGACUUGGACAGUCACAAUGCUGCAGCCCGACAUCAUACUUCAGCUCUGCCACCCCACAAUUUUCCAUAUGGCCCCCGUGGCAUGCAUCCCAGCAUGCAGCAGGGUAGUGCUGCUUCACACCAUAUGAUGGCAGGUGGGCCAUAUUCCAGUCACCAGUUUCCCAGAGGACACUUUGCACAACAGCAUCCUCUUCCACAUUUGAUGGAGGCCUUACAGAGGCCCCAGCAACUGCCUUUCUCCCCAGGUCAAACUCGAAUGGCUAUGUACAGGCAUCCAGAUGUUUCUGGGCACUUCCAAGGAAUGGUGGUUCCACAAAGGACAAUGGUAGCAGAACACUUACUUCGCACUAGGCAGCAGAUGUUUGGUACAGCAUCUCCAAAUGGCCCAAGCAAUAAACAAGGAGUAUGAAGGUUUUGAUUUCACUUGGCAACUCAAGAAAUGUUUUCUAUGAUAGUAUAAAUGAAAUCCCGGAAUAUACAUGCAAAAAGAGAAUGGUGUAGAUAUUCUCCUUUUGAUAUGAUUGAAACUUAUAACCCCCAUUCACCUUUCAAAAAGUAGCUUGGACUAGGCACCAAUUUAAUGGGGGAAUGUAAUAUCUCUCUGUGCCAAUGAGGCGGACCAUUGACCAAGGAACAGCUGUGAAUCAGUGCUCAGAUACUGCUUAAACUCUUAAAUACUGGUGUUCAGCUUGUUUUCUUAGUUUGGAAUGGUUAUUUGCCCUUAUUCCCUGCAAAAUUACAUCUUCGGGGCAGGGAAGUCACGAAAGGAGUCAAGAAACUAUAUAUUGGUAAUGAGCAAUUACUAAUGAACUCUUUGUUGUACCUUUUAUUUUUUAAGUAAAACUCAGGUGUAGUAAAGAAGGUACUGAGACUACUUGAAUUGUUUCCAAAACUGUGGACAAAUCAGACUCAGUCGCCUUUAUGUACUUAUUGAAUGUUCUUGUUUCAUGUGUUUGUGAAUGACUUUAGAUAUAGUUAUAAUGCAACACAAGGAAUAAAAGAUGGAUUGUCUGCUUCACUGGAAGACAGCACACCUGGAGUGUUUUAAUGAGGUGAUGUUCACCUUAUCCAAAACACAAAAUCCACUUUAGUACUGGUGUUAUGCAUUCUUUUAAUGCCACUUCUACUUUAAAGAUUGUCUUUGAUUUUCAUAGACUGGCAAAAAACUCGGCUGCUCUAUUUGUUAUGCACUAGGAAUGGUCUUGAAUACUGGAAUUAGUGGCCUUGAACUAAAAUGAGACAUUUGCUUCUUUGUAUGGGACUAUAUUUGUCUAUGACUUUUCGCUUGUCUCUAUUACUCAGAUUUCUCAUUGUCCUUCAUUUAUGUAUCCUGCUGUUGUAUGCACAGAAUGAAACGGAGGUUUUAGAUACUGAUGUUGCUGUCAUUCUACACAGGCUACUGGUGAACACGACAUUUGAGUUUCCUUGAAGGCUGGUUUAUUGUUUCUCAUCCAAUAUCAUUUAUUAUUUGCCAUCACACAAAUGUCAUUCCUAAUCGUUUUUGUUUCACUUGCAAUCUAAAUUGAACAUUGUCACAAAAUGCAGCCAGCUAGUUGCUAACAAUGCAUUGGAUGACAAAGUGUAAAUCAGCCUUAAAGCGGACUUGUAAAAAAGUACACUUUGAAGUACCACUGUAGCUUAUUUAAACAAUUGUACUCAUUUUACAUGAAUGCUUCCUCUUUAAAUUCAAUGUACUAAAUAUGUCCUCAGGGUGUAGUGGUUUUAAUACGGGUAUUGUCAAAUGAAAUGUCUCUGGAACUGUGAUAACUAACCUCAGUUCAUCUGAACACAGUAAAUGAUCUUAGUUUUAUAUGUAUGUACUGGUUUUCAGUACAGAGGCAAGAAACAGAAAAAGUUGUGGUUAUUAGCAUUUUUACACUGUAAUUUGAUUUCAUACUUUUAAAGCGUGUUGGUUUGUUGAUUUUCAUAAUUCCUACUGUUGUUGUCCUGCACUAAAUUAAUUGUUUUUGUUUUGAAUAUUUUUCUCCAUUUGGUAUAUCUGGGUUAAUUUCAAAUUCUGUUAAUUUCUACAAAACAGUCCAAAAUAAAAUGCUUUUUAUGAAAGCAUCUGAAAUUAAUAUGUAAAGAAUCUACCUCAUAAUGUCAGAUUUGCCACAUUAUCCAUUCCUUUCUUAGAUGCACACACUGAGAUCAUUUUUUGUCAUGUUUGUUCUCUAAAAUAUACCCUUUAUUUUUUUCAUAGUGUCAACACUAUAAAAGCCUUAAAAUUCAACUGAUGAUCACUAUCAAAUUAUCAGUGCCAAGUUAGAACAAGUUAAACAUUUGCAUUCUAUUUAAAUGUCUCUGUGUUUUACAAACAUUCGGGAAAUGAAGGCGGCAUCCUACAGUAGAUAUCAAUGUGACCCUGUUCACAUUUUGUCCUAAUUUUGUAUGUAGGCAAUAAAGAAAUUGUACAUCUAUGAGAAAGGAUCUGACAAAAUGUUUAUGAUCUCUUAAAAUGUCUUGUCCAAGAAUCCUGUGUAACAUACUGUAUGUAUUUUAUGAAAUAGGAAUAUGAAAAUACAGCGGAGAUGAAAUGAAUGCUGUCCACCAGUUUUGUGUAAAUGUUUCUUAGCUCACCAGUAAUUAGUAUCACUUUGACAAUAGAAGAAAUUUCUGGUGGAGAUUUCAGAUUCACCUGUUCAAAUGUAAAGGGAUUAUAGUAGGUUACAAGAUUGUACAGAUGUGUCGUCUGUUUUUUUUUUUCAUUUGCUUGAUGGGUAACAACCGAUUUAUCUCUUGAAUCUCUGCUGUCAUCUAUUCUUUCUGCACUAGUUAAGUAACUAGCUGGCUAAAUGUGAAUCCUAUUUAUUUGCUCUUAUGUUUUGUAUAUUUUUGUCUUUUUUUAAUGUGUUUUCAGUUUUUUUUUUUUUACUUUACCUCGGUAGCAAAAUGGCACGCUAAAUGACACCUGUAACUUUCAUUUUUAUGCAAAGUUUACAUGUUCUUGCCUCGCAAAUUAUUUUGGAAAUGGGACUAAGUAUUUUCUCUACUGUACAUUUCUUAGAAUAAAAUAAGUUUGAUUAAA